UAGAAGUAUAGUAUUACAACAUUAAAUUAUAUCAACUUAAUUUAUUUAUCUAUAAAUCCAAAGGAUCAUCUAUUGUUUAAAUCCAAUUAUUGAUAGCACAAUAAAAAUUUAUGGUAGACCCAAAAUUUAAAUGAUAAGAUUAGAUAUUAAAUGUAACAUGACUUUCUAUGAAUAUGUCUAUUAGAUCCAUUCUUAAAAAAAAAUCACACAUGAAUCAAUGUUGUGACUUCUCUUUUAAUAUAUAAGAUAAAUUCAUAUCCAAAACCAGUUUUAGGUUUUAAAUGAUAUUUAUCAUUGGCACCUUAUAUGAAUGAUCCAUACUAAUUAAUUUUAUAAACAAUGUAGAAAAUUUAACAACUCAACUUAAUACGAAUAAUAUUUUACUUCAAUCCUAUUAUUGAUGUUAUUGGCAGUUGUAGAAAAACCAUAUGUAUCAAAUUAAACAACACAUAAUUAGUAUGGAAAUACAAUAGAAGACAAUAUUUACCGAAUGAUUGGAACUAAACAAAAUAUCAGAGCUGGAACAUAUAAGUAUAGUCAAAAAGAAAUACAGAUUCAUAAACAAAUUAAAUUCAAUUAAUAUAUAUAUAGAAAAAAUCCGGGCGUAGCCCGGUAAAAUCUCUAGUAUUUUUAAUAAACCAACUAAAUUUAAUUUACAGACUAAACAAAUAUCUCUCGCAUAUAUAUUGUUACCUAAAAGUUUGGUUUCCCUUAUUGACAUACAAUAUCUCUUGUAAAUCAAGUUUCACUUACAUAAAAAAUGAAUAUACUGUUUUGAACCCUUUAGCAAUAAUAGGAAUGUAAAUAAAAAAAUAAAUAAAAUAUAUAUAUUCUGUUUUCUUCACGUUCAAAUCACAACUGAAAACAUAUGUUGUUAAUAUUUUUUUAUUAAAUUUAUCCCACUCUGAUCAAACAAUAUAUAUAUAUAUAUAUAUAUAUCUAAUGCCUUUUACUUGGAAAAACGUCAUCAUUCAGAAAAGAACCUAAAUAUGUCUAAUUUUGAGAAUAGGCCCACUUAUUUAUUUCUAAAAGAUUUUAACUAUUUAAUCUGGAAACUUAUGUUAAUUGGCUAUUUCUAAUUUAUACUAUGUUACAUUAAUGGCCCAUUUAUUCACUUACAAAUUAUCUUACAAGUUUGAUCUUUUAAUAUUUUAAUGCCUAAAACAUCAUCUAAAUUGAAAUGAAUGGAAUUUAUAUGUAAAUCUUAUUUGUUUUUUUUUUAAUUUCUAUUCAUGUUUUUAUAUAUUUACAAAUAAUAACAACACUAUUUUAAUAUAUAUUUAUUGAAGCUCUAAAAUAAUUAUAUAUAUAGUGUAUAUUUAUAUCACUAUAUAUGUAAAGUUAUAAAUACUUAUAUAAUUUUAUUUCUUCAUUAUUAUAGAUAAAUAUUUUUACAAAGUACACACACACACAUAUAUAUAGAUUAACAAACAACUAAUGCAAUUGGCUAUUCUAAACUACUCCCUCCGUUUUUUUAUAUAAGUCGUUUUACAGCUAUGCACGUAGAUUAAGAAAAUCAUUAAUUUCUUAUAUUUUCUAAACAAAAACAUCAUUAAUUAUUUACCUAACCACAAUUCAACCAAUAAAAAAAUAAAAGAUAUAUUACCAUUGGUCAUACAACAUUAAUUACUAAUAAAUUUUACAUAGAAAAUCGAAAACGACAUAUAAUUUGGAACAAAAAAAUUUCUCUACAACGACUUAUAUUAAAAAACGGAGGGAGUAUGAAUUACAACAUAUACAUAAUAAGAAUGUGAUGUGUAAACAUCUAUUUAAUUAACAUUGAAGUACAAAAUAAUACUUGCAUAUUUUAAGUGGUUUCUUAGUAAAAUGUCAUUCCUUUUUUAACUAAUUUUAACUACUUUAUUUAUUGUCUUUUAUAAUUAAUUUGAUAUCAUUUAUUACAAAGUAAAAAACAAAGCUUACAUAUUUUAAAGUAUUUGAUUACAUCUUCCUUUUUUCAUUCUUACUAGCUAUUUCAUUGAUUUUAUUUACUAUAAAAAUUUAACACCAUUUAUUUUACGCGUUAACCAUAAUAAUUUUACAAGCAUAAAUGAAAUUGUUCAUGGAAAAUUUAAACCAGUUAACAAAGAAAAAAAUUUCAAACCGGUUACAAUUCUUUUUAUUUACUUAUAAAUUCAGUUAAACAUUGGUAUCCAAGUACUCAUUCGAGUACGAAUCAAUUUUUUGGAUAUAUGGGUUUUUGAGUUUUAAAAUUAAACUAUAUUCGAAUAUUAUAAAUUUGCGGACGAGGUUCGAAUCAGGUCUUUCUAGGUCCGGGUAGUUUCGCAGGAACUUAAAAAUAUUUAAAUAAUCUAUAUGUUUUAAAAUGUCAUUAAACAGUUUAUACAAAAAAAAAAAUCUAAACCCGCGCGGACGUGCGGGUCAAGCUCUAGUUUGUUGUUUAAAAGAGCUAACGCAUCCACACUACGUGCUCGUAUAAGCAAAAAAUUUUAAAUGGUGAUAUAUUUCGAUUGAUCUCAAACCUUACCUUGAAAAUAGAUUUUCCAACUGUUAGUAAGCAUAUUCUGAUUGCAUGAUCAUGUUUCAUUAGACUGUUACCUGGUAUUUUCCUAUGUGUUUUUAUAACAAAUAAAAUAUCAAACAACUAGAAUAAGUAGAGUAAAACCUCCCCAUCUUUGCCUAAAUAUUUAGGGUUGAUUUUGUACACUGAAAUUUUUGGAUGAUAAAGAUAUUGUAUAUCUCAACCAUAUGUAUUACUCAUUACUGCAAACUAGAAUAUGUCUCAAAGAUCAAAGUAAAAGUACAAUAAUAAUAUAUUAGGAACUUGAUUAUAAUUCGAAAGGAAAAGUCAAUGAUCUUAAAGCUAAACAUGUAAUAAUAAAAAUGUAUCACUUGAGAAUAUUUUUUCUUUUGCAACAUUCUAAAGAAAAAUGUAGUUACAAGAUUAUUUUUAAUGUAUUAGGUUUAAUUUUUCUUUUUUUUCUUUUUGUUGAUUUAAACAUAGAAAAAAAAUUAAUAAUCUAUAAAAUAAUACAAGGUAUGGAAGAUUUAUAAUACAUUUUAAAUUGUACUCAGUAUAAAAUUAUAAAUAAGUGUGCAAUAUGAUGUUCUACAACUGAACACAAAUAUGCUUGAAUGUUUUGGUUAAUAUCAAAACAAUAAAAUUUGCUAAAAGAACUGAUUGUUUUUUUGGUUAGAAGUUGGUGGAGAAGUUUCUUAAAAAUAUAUUUCUAAAUUCUCUUAUCAAGGUAGUUCCAUGCAUCCAGAAUUCAACUCUCGAUAUUGAUUCAUUUUUUAAAUCAAUGAGUGUGAUUACUUAAAGAAAGACAUGAGAACGAGAGAAAAGAUGACGAAAUAAUUUUGAAUGAGAAAUAUUUUUACUUUACUUUGUGGAGGGGAACAUUUAUUUAAAUGAUAUUCUUCUUUUUUUCUAAUUUUUACAAGGUGUAUUCUACCGAAAUUUUUAGGUGAUUUGUAUUAAAAUGACAAAUACAUUGUUAUUCAAACAUUAAUUUUAAAGUUAAACUUGGUAUUUCAUGAAGUAGACUGAUAUCUAUUGUUAUUGAACAUGUUUUUAAGUUAUGAAAUUUUAAAAUUUUCAACUGGUUUUAAAAGGUUUGAUUGGAGUUUCUUAGUUAAAAAAAUUAAACUUGAAUCUCAUGGUUUUAGUUUAACAAAAAUCACUUAAAACUUUCAAAUUCAUUGAAAUUAUCUAAAAACUCAUUUAACAUUAAAUCACUUCAAACUUUAUAUUGAAUACACCCUUUUGUGUCAAAAUUUUCCCUCCAAUUUCCUAUUAUUUAUUAUUAACAUAUUAGGUUUUUCGUUUUAUCCAAUCUUGUAAAUCUUUGUUUUAUGCGGUUUGACUUUUCUGUUUUAUGUCUAACAACAUGUUCACAUCUAUAGCUAAUCUUAUACAUUAAAUGUUUACGUAUUCAACAAAUUUUAUACAUUAAACUUUAAUAAAGUUUCAGAAAAAGCUUUUCAUCAAAAAGUGAACGACAAUAUAACAAGAAAAAGAGAUGAGUUUAUUUUUUCUGAAAGCUAAACAAGUAAACAAUAGUAAUAGGCGAACUUUUUUUUAAUAAAUCAUAUCGUAUCAUUUCACAAUCUAAAAUUCUGUUGCAAAAAAAUGUGUUGGGCCCACUUCGAAUUUUCUAAUUUAAAAUGUUUAACAUAAUAAUAUGAGAUAAUAUCAAAAUUUGUUGUUAAAAGGAGCUAACCCUACCCUAGAUCGCCGGACUCCAACAUUAUAUAAUUUGUUGUUUAAAAAGGCUCCAAAUUUCUAAAAAAACUCAAUCAUAAACGUGAAGCAGUCGUCGAAUAUCCGACCAGUGAAGACAGUGGUGGUCCGGGAUCAUCCAAAACCCCUUCGGUAUGCUUACCGGCAAGUUUCCUGAAGGUUUGCGGGUGUUGGUCUAUGAUGAAGAUUUCCAAAAUCUUAUUUCAUUGGAGAAACAUCUCCAAUAUUUUCAAUACAAAGUGACUAUAUGCAACGAAGGGGCAGAUGCCAUGCAUAUGCUGCGCAACCAUAUGAACACGUUCGAUAUUGCUAUCAUAGAAGCACAAAAUUCGGCUGUGGAUAUAUUCAGAUUGAUUUCUGAAAUUGCAUCGGAAAUUGAUCUUCCAAUCAUUAUAACAUCUAAAGACGAUUCAGUACAAUCCGUGAUCAACUGGAUGAAGAUUGGUGUUUGCGACUAUCUUAUUAAACCGAUAAGACCUGAAGAUCUACGUUUUAUUUUCAAACACGUGGUAAAGAAGAUGCAAGUAGGGAAGAGGGUAGAGUCAGAAGAGAAAGCAACCGCCGAGAAGUCAUCCUCUGUGGGAGAUUCCACGAUAAGAAACCCUAACAAGAGGAAAAGAAGUAUGUUCAUUGAUGGACAAGUGGGGGAAAAGGAUCAAGAUCAUGUUCGUGAUUCCACCACCAAGAAAAGGCGAGUAGUGUGGGACAAUGAGCUUAAAAAAAAGUUUCUGGAUGCAAUGGAAGACCUUGGCCCAGAAGCUGUUCCCAAGAAAAUUUUAGAGAGGAUGAAUGUUGUUGGCAUGACUCGAGAAAAUGUAGCCAGCCAUCUCCAGAAACACCGGAUGCUUCUAAAUAGGCAGAAAUCUCACAAUGAGAAAGAUGAGAAGAAACGGUCUUUAUUAUCGCCACAAGGAGGACUGCAUAGUGGAGAAGGAGGCAGCAAUAUUCAAUUCUCAACCCAACAUAUCAGCAACAUUCCUCAUCAACCUUUCAGACAUCAUCCUGAUGGAGUCCCUGUUGUCGUUUCCACUAGGAACCUACUGAUGACUAACCAACAUCACCUUCAAACCUCAGAUUUCACAUCUAUUGAAAACGUAGAAGAGAGUUUGAUUUUUACUGAAGAAGACGCUGAGGUUUCAAACUUGGCUUUCUUGUUCACACAAAAAUCCGAAGAGAUGAGUUUGUCCCACUUACAUGAGCCGGUGAUGGCAACUACAAUGCUUUCCAAUGAUAAUCAGUUGUUUCCCAAUCAACAACAGAUGAUGAACUUUCAUGAACCAUCCAUUUUGCAUACACAUUCGUUUCCUUUAUCUCUCACACCUAGUUCCUUUCUUGAUCAGAAAGAAACCAUAAUGAUGAUGAAUGUAGAUGAAGGACUACAACAAUGGUUACUCAAUGAACAAGAACAGCCUAACCUAACUGAUGAGAAUAGGUUUUCGAGCAUUAAUCCAAGGUAGGGAUCUGCAAGAAGGGAUAUAUGGUUAAGGAUCAGGGCCAAGCAUGAAACCCGAAUUACAAGUAAGAAGAUGAAGUCCGAUCAUAUAGUUUAAUGUUGUUCUUAUUAUUUUCUAGGGCUUAGACUUUAAUAUAUAUUCUAAGUGAUGCUUUCUCUCUUCUCUCUUUUGUAUAUGUUUGUGUUAGCAUGCAUGGAUUGCUUUGGAUGCAUGUCAAACCGUUUACUUUAUUUACGCAAACGGAAUAAGAACUUAAAACUCUUGUCAGUGGUUUCAAUAAAUAUCCUACUCCAGCAGCUAAUAAACAUUGUGGUCGUGCCGUCGUGGUAGAUCAUACCUUAUAACUUUUCUCAAUAACCUUUUUUCCUUUCAAUAUUUUCCCCAUUCCUUUCUAUUUAUCUGCACAUGGAUAAAUUAAAGAGAACAUCUAUAUUCACAUAGAUAAGUUAAAGAGAUAACAUAUUUACAGUCCUGCAUAUAUAUUCAAAUAUAUAAUUAUAUGCAAGCGUCCAUUCAUGUUCAACAGGCAAUAUCUAUCGAUUUGAAACCACCAAAAUAGUUUCAAAUCUAUAUAGAUAACAGAUCAAAACUCCAAAAAAUAUUACCAAAUCAUUUUUUUAAAGAUAUAUUUGAUGUAGCCUACAAAUUCUUAAGGUUGAUUUUUUAAUUUUGCAUAAAAUAUUUUUUAAACACUAUCUAUUUUUAGAGAACUUAGAAGCAAGAGAAAAUCUAGACUGCUAAAACAAACGAACUAGCCGACUGUUUUUGAGAGAUACAUAACGAGCGCCAUCUAUGCAGUAAAGUGAACAACUCUUAUAAAAAAACUCCUAAUAAAAUUGUAAAGGCGUGACAUAUCUCAAGAUUUCUUUUAUUUUUUCCGUAAUCUAAUAAGUAACACUCAUUCAACCAAUGACCAUAAGAUGAAAAGACGUAUAUGUUUUGAAUAUAUCAAACUGCUAACAAAAUACAAAAUUACAGGCUCAUUGAGCGUAACUCUCUAAUAUUUCUUUUCAUGCAACGUAAAACAAAACAAAGAUAAGUGUGCAAAACAAAAAUAUCAUAUUUAUUUUCAAUAAAAACAAUCUCAAACGUGACACAUAAAUAUUUGACACAAAUCAUUCAUUCUUUGGAUUUGUCUAAAUUUAAAGGGUUGACGAUCUAUUUCCCCCUGAGAAGUAUCAUAUAUCACUAGAUACACACAGACUUUUGAUCCCGUUCUAUUUCCCCACAAAAUAAAAAUUCGAAUCCUAUAUUCCCCCAAUUCGAAAGAUCGAGUUCUUUUUCCCCAUACCGUCGAAUCCUAUAUUCCCCCAAUUCGAAUCCUACAUUCUCUUUUAUUUUGUGGAGAAAUAGAACGGGGUCAAAAGUCUGUGUGUACCCAAAUUUAAAAAAUCGUAAACUUAUUAGAGCAUCAGCAGUGGGAGUUUCUUCCCUUCAUCUCUUGGUAAAAAACUAUUUUAAUAAUGCAAAAAAAAAAGAGAAUGUAGAAAAGAUGAAAGUGAUCCCUCAGAGAAGAGAUUUUGAACAAUUUUAAAGACUCUUAUGCCAAGUGUCUUUAUUUCAUUAAUACAUAACAUUAAAAAUAAAUACAAAACCAAAGAAAAAGAAAAUAUUAAUAUAAUAAAAAUCAGAGGCUCAUUUUAAGAAUCAAUCCAUUGCUGAUGCUCUUACAUAUCCGGGUAUCGAUUAUAGCAUAUCAAACCUUUCGUGUAGACAUCCAGUCAUGGAGUUCUGCCAUGUUGUUUUAUCCAUGAUGAGAUUGCCGAAAAUUUCUUGAAGAAAUGCUUGCUCAUCUCCAAGAUUAAUGGACGCUACAACAAACCAUCAUAUAAUACUAAAUAAAAAAAUGAUAUGGCCUUCUAAGCCAAGUGAAAUAAUAUUUAAUAAUAUUCUCAAAUUCUCUGAAACUUUUUUAUUGAGAUGUGUUCAUCUCCAUAGUAAGUCGGACGCUAACAAACCAAAAUAAAAAUUGACAGGGUUUUCUACGCAAGCUAAAAAUUAGUUCAUAGAUAACAAAUGAACAUUUCAAAAACAUUUGUUAACAAAUGAACAUCUCAAACCAAAAUAAAAAUUGACAGGGUUUUCUACGCAAGCUAAAACAAAAGCAAGGCAACCUAUUAACGAUAGCUUAAUGAUCAAUUUUCUUGUUGAUCAAGGUCACCUAUCGAUCUAUAUUGGACCCUUUUCGAGCAUGCGAAAUUUACAUGGAGACUGAAAAUUCCGCAGACUUUAAUUCGACAUGGGACCUUUCGCUUAAAAACAAAAACAAAAACAAAAACAAAAACAAAAACAAAAACAAAAACAAAAACAAAAAAAACAAAAGUAACCAUUGAGAUUGAAAAACGAACUCGAACUUAGUGGAAGAAGUGAGAGAGUUCAAAAGAAAACUGUGUAAAGAUAGAAUGCCGCAUUAAGGGUUUAUAUAGAAAUCCUCAUAGGAAGUGAAAACCGUGUAAAGAUUCUCGAAGAGUUUGAAAUUAUUAAAAUAUUCUUGAGAGAUCUUUCUCUAGAUUUUUUAUUUAUCUUAUGGUUAUGGGAUUAAACAAGUUUGAAUCAGUAAACACUAAUAAUAAUAAUCUAAAUAUAAUUUUAUGCUAAGCCACAAAAUAUGUGGCUAAAUAAUUAACAUGGAAAUAUUUUGUGGGUAAAUGAUCGUUACAUAAUCCGUUGUCAUCGUAUGGAUUAGCAAAACUCACUAUUCUGUAGCCAAAUAAACGAUCAUUACAAUUUUCUUUUGGAUAAAAAAGGCCAGCUCAUUAACCCAUUUACUCAUUAGAAGGAGCAGAUUCGAAUUCCAUACGAAUGAGAUGUGGCGGCGAUAUUUGAUGGAACUUGAUAACUUAUGUUUGGGAUUAAACCACAAACAUUUCUCAAUGAUAAAACAAUGUUCCUCGUCUGUUUAGCUGCGAUUCAACGACACUAAAUGGGAUCAACAGAAGUUGGUAAGACAAACGCCUUUAACUCCGAAGAAAGACGGUGACAAAGGGGGUGAUUGGUAGUUGCUGUAGGUGCUGUCCACAGCCCUAUUUAUUUCCACAGCACCAAAUUCAGAGCAAUCAAGCUUUAAAUUUUUUUUUGAAACCACAGCUCUUAAAAUAUCCUACAACUGUACAAGUGCUCUGCAGAGCCAAAUAUCCAAAGCAAUUUUUUAGUGCUUCAAUAAAAUUCUACAACAAUAAAAUCUAAAGCCACAGCAAAAAGUCUACAGAUUUUUUUCUACAGCAAAAUAUUUAAAGCUACAGCCAUUACCAAUCGGACCCAAAAGAGUAAACGAAUCAGAUAAUAAAAAGCUAGCCAAACAAAAAAAUUACAACGUUUGUAUUUCAAACAGCUCAAGCCACAUUGGGUAAAACAUUUUCAUUUUACAGAACAUAUUAAUCAAUCAAGAAAUCAAGAACUUAUAUUAUAUAUAUUAUAGAAGUGUAAAAUUCUUAACUUCUCUUGCUUUAGUUCAAGGAAUAGUUCACCUGAACUCAGCAAGAAUACAAAACCAAAUGCUCAGCUCUUAACAAAGAAGAGGGUAGGGUGUGGUUUUACUACUACUCAAAACAAAGUAAACGACCCUAUCUAACGGUAUAACAACUACCUUAGCCAAUUAAAGCUAUACCUCAAUUUUACACAUUACGAUACUAUAUAUUGAAACCAAGUAUUCUUGAGAUAGACCGUUGAUCUUUGUUUCACUGCCUCAACGAUUGCUUUUGGUUAACUGCCACCACAUAAACAGUUUACUCUCUUUGUUUUUGGUGUUCAUAUAUUAACGGUCUGUAGGUUUUACGGAUUAAAAACGAAGGUCGCGUAUAUAAAACUGUUCUUGGUCUCAGGCUCAGCGAAACAAAGGGGAAUCAACAUUACUUUUAUAAAUAGUCUAGCCUGUUAUAGAAAAACGGAAAGAUAUGUGGUGGAGAAAAGCUGGCCAUUAAAUUUUAUUUUAUUGCAUGUGUAUUUCGAAUUUCCAACGGUGCACAUUAGACAAUAAUUGAAAUAGUAUAUUGUCUGAUUUAACGACAAUCACAUGUUACAAUGAUUAAACAGAUACUAGUGGCCGUGAGUUUAGCUGAUUAAUAGAUACUGUUACAGUAAAUGUCUGACUAUAAACUCUAUUAGACGAUGUUAUGAACGACAGAAUUAGUUAAUUAGCACGAGUUGAGAUAAGAAAUUUGCUUUCUCAGCGUUAAUAAAGCUCAACCGACAAAAUAAUGCUAAGAUGAACUAAUAAGUUGAGUGUAAACCAUUUAAAGAGCAAUACAUCAACCAUACAGUACAUGAAAAGAGAUAAAUAACGCAUAGAAAGUAACAAUGCUUGUUGACAAAAAAAAAAAAAA
Molecule: messenger RNA, 9980 nt
Organism: Brassica rapa (field mustard)
Lineage: Eukaryota; Viridiplantae; Streptophyta; Magnoliopsida; Brassicales; Brassicaceae
Product: putative two-component response regulator-like APRR4
Biological process (GO): phosphorelay signal transduction system; cytokinin-activated signaling pathway
Molecular function (GO): DNA binding
Source: RefSeq, a predicted model, not a curated record